Molecule: messenger RNA, 1038 nt
Organism: Dermacentor silvarum
Lineage: Eukaryota; Metazoa; Arthropoda; Arachnida; Ixodida; Ixodidae
Product: juvenile hormone acid O-methyltransferase
Exons: 4
Coding region: 133-1032 (299 amino acids)
Molecular function (GO): S-adenosylmethionine-dependent methyltransferase activity
Source: RefSeq, a predicted model, not a curated record
AGAAAUUAACUGGGCGCGAGAAGACACGGCCAUACAUCUGGUGCGGUGCACUUCAAGGCGGCGUCGUCGCCCGUCCUAUGCAUCCCUGGAUUACCAAGCGUCCACUCAGCGCUCGGACGGUUCUGAAUUGACAUGACUAGCCACGGAAAACUCGCCGCUGCAUCACUAGCGUCACCGUUCGCACAAAGCGGGGUACCGAAGGUCUAUGACGAGGUCAGAGGACCCGACCGACAAGCCACGGCCGAGCUGCUUAAUGCUUGGCAGGCGUCGUUUUUCACAUGUUACAACGAAAACGACUCGAGAGAACACCAGUACCUGGACGUCGGUUGCGGCCCGGGCAACUUCACGCGGAACCACCUUUUGUCGCUGUGCCCUCCGACGCUGAAGAGACUGGUGGCUUCGGACAACUCAGAGGCCAUGGUGGAUUAUGCGAGGAUGGUCCACGCCCACCCCAAGAUUGAUCACCGACUGCUGGACAUCGCUGUUGACGACGAUGUGACUCGGUUCAUCGCCGAGGAGGGUCGCUUUCAGCGGGUCUACUCCUUCCUCGCGUUUCACUGGAUACAAGACAGGGCAGCUGCACUGAAGAACAUCGAGCGCCUGAUGGCACCUGGGGGCGAGUGCCUCGUUAUAUACAAUCCGCACCCGGGACCAGCGCUGCUCUACCGGGCGCUAAUGGAAAGCAAGUCAUGGGCAAAAUACCACGAUGUGAUCUGGCGUGCCAUGCCUGUAUUUCAAGAACGUAGCGACGCUUCCUCCUUGAGAAGGAGCCUCUUCGACCUUGUCCAGCUAACUGGGCUCGUUCCACUGACAUGUGAACUGGUUCGAAUCAAUGUCAAAGCUGCAAACAUCGACGACGCUGUGCGUUUGUUCGCUAUUGGCAGUCCCGUAUAUCCUCUGCUCACAGAAGAAGAGAAACCCGAGUUGUUCAAGUUCGUCAAAAAUUUCAUGCUGCAAGGACAUUGCUCCAACUUCUCAACAAAAGGAACAACAGAACAGCUGAGAUUUGUUUUUCACGGAUACAAACCGUAGGCAUCG